Molecule: messenger RNA, 3685 nt
Organism: Mya arenaria
Lineage: Eukaryota; Metazoa; Mollusca; Bivalvia; Myida; Myidae
Exons: 5
Coding region: 166-3435 (1089 amino acids)
Source: RefSeq, a predicted model, not a curated record
GCCUUUUUCUUUCGGAUGGGUUCCAUUGAUGAUGACUGUUCACCACUGUCCUGUAGUGGUAGAAAGAUUUGACGGGGCAUACAUGUACACCGACACAGACAGUUAACGUCAUAAAUUCGUGUCAUGAAGCCUUACAUGGCUAUACUUACAUAAUUACAUUUUGAGAUGGCCUCCUACAAGACAAUUUUGGAAGAGAAGGAUAAUCAGAACUGGUUAAAGUCCUCCCUUGCCCUUCGUAUUACCAAGUCCGGUCUACGGGAUCUUUCUGAGGAUGGUAGCAGUCGAACACAACGAAAUCUACUCUCAUUAACACAACAGGCAAACAAACUUAGUCCAGGGACAACAUGCGAUCAGUGUGUGACAGAAAACCUCUUCCAAUGUCCUACCAAGGGAUUAUGUUCACAUCCACGGAAUUGCAAAUUUCACGAUUCUCCAAGCAAAAUGCAGCGGUCAUGCCUGUCUCACAUAUGCGGAGAUUUCAAGAACGAGGUAAUAAAAGUUCAUCGGUUUAGUAAACCUUCCUGGAAAAACACUCGGGCUGAAUUGUGGUGUACCAACCACUGGGAGGUGGCAAAGUGUUUCAUGGGAGAAGGAUACCAAGACGUAAAGUCUUUUGAUGAUACGGACUUCAAUGGUGUGAUUAGCUUGAUGUUGAAUUGCAAGGAACAUGAAUGCGAUUUCUCUUUUUCUGUCGCCACUGUUCCGAAUUUACUGACAGAGGCUCGUGAUGUUGGUCGAAAGGUCCGCCAUUCACCAGAUCUGAAUGUAUCCGACGCUGAAUUAGCACAGUAUUUCAACACAUUGACUGCACUCCUUUCUGAUCCACAAUACCUUGCAGUCGACACGAGUGCACAAGAGGCGCUGCAGAAACUUCACAAGCUCAACGCUGACAAUCUGCAUAUUUCAACGGAAGACGUCCAGGAAGUACUAGAAGAGGCUAGAUUGGUUGUGGAAACUGGGAGACUUCAGCUGGAAAGAACAGCUAGGGACGGAAUGAAUGAAGUAGUAAACCAAACUAAACAGUCCGUAUCACAAGUUGUCAAAGAGUCCAAAGUGUGUCAGCGUGAAAUAUACAGUCGCACAAAUGAAGGUCUGCAAGCACUGGAUAAGGCAGUAGAAGAGGCAGCUGGUAAACUCCAGACAGUUACCUUGAGUUCGAUUGCUGAACAAGAAGAAGAUCUUAGACAGCGUUUAGCGAAAUGUUAUCUCAAAUCCCUUCAUAGUGCGCCAAUAUCGCCAUUUGUCUCCGAAAAAGACGAGUUGCUUGAAAGGUUUUACGUCCCCCCAAAGAUAUUUGAAAAGGAAAAGAAAAGAAAUAAUACAGCCAAAGAUGAGAUGUUAAUGCCGGUUGAAUGUUAUAGAGACGUCUUCUGUAAAGAUGAUAAGUUUGUUGGAAGAGUUUUUCUUGUAGGUGAAGCGGGAAUGGGAAAAUCGACGUUCACCGCAAAGAUUGCUCUUGACUGGUCAAGACAAUGGAAAUUACCAAAGAAGGAAAUAGGACUUCCGAGAAAUAUUGAUGGCAAGCUAUUUCAAGAUGUUGAAACAUUGGAUCACAUUGAGUUUCUCUUUCAUGUUACUCUGAGAGAUGCUGGUAGAAUGUGCAGCUUGACUCAAAUGAUUAAAGAGCAGUUGAUACGUAGACUUUAUGAACCAGAUGAAACUAUAGAGGCUUUCAAAAUGGCAAAGUAUGUUCUGUCUAACAGAGCCUGUGUGAUAGUCGCAGACGGUUUGGACGAGUGGACCCAUCCUUUUGACCUUGAUUGCUCAUGCAAAGAAAACGACAAAGUAUUUCCAUUUCUGUCACCAAACAUUGACGCGACCGUUUUAAUUACCACCAGGCCUUGGAGAAUGGCCCAACAUCCUGUCAGCGACUCGGGGAUAGACAAGCUUUUAUGUAUUGAAGGAGCAGCUGACAAAGAUCAACUGGUUCAAAAUGUACUUCAAUGUCUGGAUGGAGAAUUAGAUCAGCAACUUAAUUUACAACAGUUUAUUUCUUACGUGGAGACCAGAGAUAUGGUCAGCUUAAUGUCAAUACCGAUCAUUGUGAUGAUGCUUGUGUGUUUGUGGUUUCAGGGGGAUGAUGUGACAUUUACCCUUUGUGACAUAUACGCCCAUAUGGUAGCCAUGAUGUUUAGAAAGACACAAUGUAUCGUUCCUGUUUGCCAGCGAAAUGUGUUACGUCUACCACGCUGCUUUCGUGAGGUCAAUCAGUUUUCAAAUAUACUCGUUAAACUGGCACAUUUAGCGUUUAGUAAGCUAUAUGCAUCAGAUCGCAGUGAGUCGUUAGUGUUCAGAGACGUUGCACAGUUGACAAGAGAAGAACUAGUGUGUCUUCUAAAGACCGGCGUCAUUCGGGAAACAAAAGCACAUUCCUUGAUCAAGAACAUGUCAAGUUUCUCUUUCAUUCACAAAACGGUUCAGGAGUUUCUUGCUGCCUUGCAUAUUUCAAUCCACCCUGAUGUUUUUGAACGCGUGGUCAAGCCGUAUUACGAUAUAAACCAGGAUAUAACGGAUUGCGAAAAGGUAUUUAAAUUUUUGUGCGGAAUGAACUGUGAUGUUGCUCAUCGAAUGUCCCAACUGUUGUGUGAUAACCUGUCAUGUACAAGGUACGAAAGAGUUGAAAAUCUAUGUAUAGUAGAAGAACUUCAAAACAUUAUUGUUUCCGGAUAUCAAGAAGCAUGCAACAACGGAAUGAAAUACAUUUCUUUAGUCCUAUUUGAUUUCUGGAUUCCCAACCACGUGAAUUACCUCUCAUCUUUGAUAGCCUUGCUAUCAAUGAACAAGUCUAAAGUGCGUUAUAUUUCUUUGUUUGAUUUCGAAGAAAAAACCUACGAGGGGGAGUUUCAAGAAGUGUUCUUCCUUUCUUCGAACACUCUCAUCGGGGUGCAACUGCUUAAUUGCAGAGGUCGAUAUGACUUAUCAGCAUGUACGCGUCUUAACUACCUUUUCAUUGCGGGAUGUCACCCCUCGGAUAUCAUGGUUAAUACUGAGUGUCUGAAGGAAUGCUAUUUAUUCGGUGCUCCAACAAAUGUGCAGGACGCAAUUUUUCAGUCAUUAAGGAAAGGAGCUAAGCAUUUGAAACGAUUGAUGAUGGUGAACAAGUACGACCCUAUUGGCAGUUUAUGUCAAACACUACCGUUGUUGACAGAAUUAGAAUUGUUAUAUAUACAGGGUUCAGCAUUCGAUGAUCGUCCCCUACUUCUCCCUGCCUCUGUAAACCAUAUAGAACUGUCACAAGUGAUCAUGGCAGCUAUGCCGUUUAAAAUGUUGAUGGAUUGGAUGGAAAGCAGCAACCAUAGUGUUAGAUGUCGCUUGUUAAACUGUUUCGUAUGGCCUUAUAGCCAAAUUGAAUUAGAGAAAUAUAUCAAAUCGAAAAGAAACUUAGUCAUAAUUGAUUCAGAUGAUUGGUUAGCACUGACUAGUCUGUCUGAUUAAAAGUGUUCCAAGGACAUGAGUGGCUGUUAUUUAUUUUGCCGAAAAGGAAUUAAAGUUUCAGAAAGGCCUGAGACUAUCAAGCUUUUAAAAAGGAGAAUUGUAAUAAUUUCUCUCUGAUAAAUCUUCAUAUCUUAAAUCCAUAUAUUGUAUGUAUUGUUUUUAAUUGUAUUCGUGACUGUUUGAAUGUGUCUUUGCACAUCACUUCAAACACACUUGUAAAGUCAUUCGGUUUAUUGUAAAUAAAAGUUAU